This is a messenger RNA of Ceratotherium simum simum (southern white rhinoceros), 1035 nucleotides long. The record is from RefSeq and is a predicted model, not a curated record. Lineage: Eukaryota; Metazoa; Chordata; Mammalia; Perissodactyla; Rhinocerotidae.
GGACGUCCCGCCCCCCGGCUGUUCUCCGGCUAGGCGGGGCGGCGGUAGCUAUGGCGGCGGUGACUGAGGUGCAGCGGCUCCAGGCCCGUGUGGAGGAGCUGGAGCGCUGGGUGUACGGGCCGGGAGGGUCGCGCGGCUCGCGAAAGGUGGCUGAUGGCCUGGUCAAGGUGCAGGUGGCUUUGGGGAACAUCGCUAGUAAGAGGGAGAGGGUGAAGAUUCUGUACAAAAAGAUUGAAGACCUGAUCAAAUACCUGGAUCCUGAGUACAUUGACCGCAUUGCCAUACCCGAUGCCUCUAAGCUGCAGUUCAUCUUAGCAGAGGAGCAGUUCAUCCUCUCCCAGGUCGCGCUCCUGGAGCAGGUGGAGGCUUUGGUGCCCAUGCUGGACAGCGCUCAUAUCAAAGCCGUUCCUGAGCAUGCCGCCCACCUGCAGCGCUUGGCCCAGAUCCACAUCCAGCAGCAGGACCAGUGUGUGGAGGUCACUGAGGAGUCCAAGGCUCUUCUGGAAGAAUACAACAAGACUGUAUCCUUUCUGCUCAGCCAGGCCCAGAGGUGUGCUGUCCAAAGCCCCGUCCUGUUGUUCCAUCUCCGGCUCUGUCUCUCAUCCCAUCCCAACCAGCCUGUCUUUCACUUGCUCCGCCACCCUUUUGGCAGAUGCAAAAUCUCUCCACUCCCUCACUCAGACCCCUGUUCUCACCUUGACCUACGACCAGACAAUGCUUCUCUCCAAGCAAUUCGUGCAGUGGGAUGAGCUACUUUGCCAGCUAGAGGCCGCCAAGCAAGUGAAGCCAGCAGAGGAGUGAUGGCUGCUCCCCAUCCCAGGGUGGACCAGAACAGCCAGGCUCCUGGGGCCUGUGCCAACCUGCCCUUGUAACAGGGCAGAGGCAGCUCUGUAUUUAUUGGAUUCAUGGCCUAGCUGUCUGCACUCAGGUGGGGCUCUGAGGUCAGAGGUCUGUCGACUUGAGAUUUGCUAUUUGCACCCCCUCCCCUCAUAAGUGUCCUAUUCCAGUGACAAUAAACUAUAGGAAUCACUGGAA